GCUAAAUUAUCCCAUCCAUACAGACGACGAGAUCCUUCUCCCGGUGUAUUUACUGCCGAAGUCUUCGGUAUAACUGAGCCGAGUAAUAACGCUUGCAUUUAAACCCUCUGAAAUCUCUUUUAGAUGGACAUUAGCUAUCAAAAGCACAAUCAUCAUGGUGUUCUUCUCGCUGAAGUCGUUGGCUUUGGUUGCUGGGCUAAUCAGCCAUACUUUAGCCGAAUUGGCUACUGCUGAGAACUCAACCCACAUCUCCCUCUCCAACAAGCGCUUCGCAGUUGUCCUCGCUAAAUCCAGCGGACACAUCAUCGAUGCCACUCUCGAUGGCCAAGACUUACUUGGGCCGCUCAGUGGAAACACUGGUAAAGGUCCCUAUGUUGACUGCUCUUGUAUCCCAACCGGUUUCUGGACACCAGGCAGUACCGCAGAUUUUCGACUAAUUAAAGGCACCGAUUCCACUGGGACAAAAUAUGGAGGAAUCGUGAUGAGCGAUACCUACAAGCCGACCAACCAGACUCUGUCGCAGUACUUCUUCCUCAGGGGUGAAGAAACAGGUCUGCAUGCCUUUACUCGUCUGACGUACUUCAACGCGUCGAAGCCAUUCUUACGCGAUCUCGGUGAAUUGCGCACGCUUUUCAGGCCGAAUACCAAGCUAUGGACUCAUUUCUCCACUAGCGAGGGAAACUAUGGUCCUCUGCCAGACGCUUCCGGUGCUCUGACAGUCCAGGAUGCAACGUGGUACGUCGGCAACAAACCCGAUGACCCGUACGUGGAGCAAUACUCGGAUUACUGGACCAAGUACAGUCUUUCCGAGAGUUGGCGUAACCAUGACGUUCAUGGUCAGUUCAGCGAUGGUUCUACCAGUGCUGACGGAAGUACAUUCGGCGCAUGGCUGGUCCACAAUACGCGAGAGACAUACUACGGCGGCCCAUUGCACUCUGAUCUCGUUGUUGACGGUAUCGUGUAUAACUACAUGGUUUCCGGUCAUCACGGUGCACCAAUGCCAAACAUCACAGAUGGUUUUGAUCGAACCUGGGGUCCACAGUUCUACUACUUCAACAAAGGCGAUAAAGACGCAACACUUGCAGAAUUGAGAGUCGAUGCUGCUAAGUACGCGGAUCCGGAAUGGAAUGCGAAGUUUUAUGACAGUAUUGCCGCGCAUGUUCCGAAUUUUACCCCAUCGGCGAAACGAACGACAUACAGUGGUAAAGUCAAGCUUCCCAAGGGCGCCAAGAAGCCAAUCAUUGUUCUUUCUGAGAACAAGCAAGACUUUCAGCUCAAUGUAUUCAACACAAAGUCCCUUCAGUACUGGGCCGAGAUUGAUGAUUCCGGAACUUUCAGGAUUCCCCAGGUCGUCGACGGAGUGUAUAGAGUAACCAUCUAUGCCGAUGAAGUCUUUGGAUGGUUCAUCAAAGACGACAUUCGCAUUUCCAAAUCUCACAACAAGGGCAGUUUCACAUGGAAAGAAGAGAACGCUGGAAAGGAAGUCUGGCGUAUUGGUACACCAGACAAAUCAUCAGGCGAGUACCGUCACGGAUACGCACCCGAUACUUCCAAGCCUCUUCAACCAGAGCAGUACCGCAUUUACUGGGGCAAAUACGACUUUGUUGAAGAUUUCCCAAAGGGUGUCAGCUUUCACGUCGGAAAGGAUAAAGAAGCUGAGGAUCUGAACUACGUUCACUGGUCAUUCAUUGCUGCAAAAGGAAACCAUCUUCGAUCAGAGAAUUACUACGAUAAUGUCAAUAACUGGACCAUCACCUUUGACCUCACUAAGCCUCAACUCAAAGGUGUCAAAACAGCUACCUUCACAGUGCAACUCGCCGGUGUACGAAGUGGAAAUGGCAACGCAAAAUGGACACCCGCCAAAGAUCGUUUCAACAGCAAUCUCCCCUGGACCGUCAACGUCAACGGAGGUUAUGAAGACACAUGGGUGAUUCCGUACUGGCGGAGUGGCUCAUGUGCUGUUCGCAGCGCGGUAGCUUGUCAGAACAUCGAGCACAAGUUUGAGUUUCCAGCUUCGAAGCUGAAAUUGGGAAGGAAUGAGUUUUUGUUGAGUUUGCCGUUUAAUGCUUCUAGUGUCGAGACGGCGCUGUUGCCUGAUACGCUUUAUGUGCAGUAUGAUGCGUUGAGGUUGGAGGUGAACUAGUUCGAAACAUCCUGCUGCGACUUGCUUCAACAAUUCGCCUGAGGGCUGGCAAAAUGUCUAAUAAGUGCACUAGCAACAUGGAGGAAGACAUAGCAGAUCUCAAAUCAUAUUAAC
Fusarium redolens is the source of this 2257-nucleotide messenger RNA. RefSeq names its product galactose mutarotase-like domain-containing protein. Gene Ontology annotation, molecular function: catalytic activity; carbohydrate binding. The transcript has a single exon. The record is from RefSeq and is a predicted model, not a curated record. The coding region runs from base 155 to 2143 and encodes 662 amino acids. Gene Ontology annotation, biological process: carbohydrate metabolic process. NCBI's taxonomy places the organism in Eukaryota, Fungi, Ascomycota, Sordariomycetes, Hypocreales, Nectriaceae.